Molecule: messenger RNA, 2748 nt
Organism: Numida meleagris (helmeted guineafowl)
Lineage: Eukaryota; Metazoa; Chordata; Aves; Galliformes; Numididae
Gene: ID4
Product: inhibitor of DNA binding 4, HLH protein
Exons: 2
Coding region: 222-860 (212 amino acids)
Biological process (GO): negative regulation of transcription by RNA polymerase II; circadian regulation of gene expression; cell differentiation
Cellular component (GO): nucleus; cytoplasm
Molecular function (GO): protein dimerization activity; transcription regulator activity
Source: RefSeq, a predicted model, not a curated record
GCGGUCGCGGCUGAGCAGCCGGAAGGGAGAGGGCUUGCUGCGGUGCCGUCUUCGCCGCAUCCCCGUAGGGAGAGCCGCGUCAGUGAGCAGCGAGAGGCCGCGGCCGUGCCCCGCUCGCGUUGCGUGGCGGCGGGCGGGCGGCGGCGUGCCCGAGGUCGCGGGAGGAGGUGGCGGGGGAGGUCCCGAUCUCUCUCCCGAUCUCUCUCCGUGCCCGCGGCACCAUGAAAGCCGUGAGCCCCGUCCGGCAUCCUGGGCGCAGGGCGCAGCCCGCCGGGGCGGGCGGCGGCGGCGGGGGGCAUCCGGCGCUGCGGUGCCUGGCCGAUCACAGCGGCUGCAAAGGGGGCGAUGAGCCGGCGGCCCUGUGCCUGCAGUGCGAUAUGAAUGACUGUUACAGCCGGCUGAGGAGGCUGGUGCCCACCAUCCCGCCCAACAAGCGGGUCAGCAAAGUGGAGAUCCUGCAGCACGUCAUCGACUAUAUCCUCGACCUGCAGCUGGCUCUGGAGACGCACCCGGCGCUGCUCCGGCAGCCGCCGCCCGCCCUGCACCCGGGCGGUUGUCCCGCGGGCACCCCGCGCACCCCGCUGACGGCCCUCAACACCGACCCGGUAAGAGAAAGUCCUGGGAAUGCUGCAUUUCUUCCAUCAAGUUUAACCUUUCGGAACAUGAUGUGUAUAUUCUGCAACUGGUGCCUUUCCCAGCUGACAUCCUCCGACAUCCUUGGAGCCGUCCCGUCCUCUCGAGCAGCCUCAGUAGAAUGCUGCCCUCUUUUGAACGCAGAGACGCAGCGCACAUUGAAAGAUGCUGGUGAAUCCUGCGGGGCCGACGAGCGAGCGGAAGCCAUAUAUUAUGCUAUUAAAUAGAGUUAGGAGAGUUGUUUGGAAGAAUGCAAAUUCUCUAAAAUAUCAGUUCUCUUUGUUUUGAAAGAUCUGGAAACAGAGAAAGGCGCCCAACUCUUUUAAGGAAAUAUUGUAGCCAGGGAAAUUUGUGGUGGCUGUAGAAAGUGCCGCAUCUCCAACUCGAGCAACUUAUUGGGGAGAUGUGCCUCCAUCUGGAGGGAGAAAGGUGUUUCUCCAGCUAUUCCUCCUCCCCAGUGGCAAGCAGCUGCAAGGGUAGGGCACACUUCUGUGCGUCUUCCUUCAGGGAAGGAAUAUAAGGGAGAUCUUGUGGGAAAAGCUUUGCUGGAGGAGCCACCGCCUCCUUUUCUUCAAUAGUGGCAUUGACAAAACCCUUCUCUCUUUCUCUCCUACACACCCCUGCUUAACAAAUCUUUCUGCUGGAGGCAGCAGGUGCAAGGGGCCAUCACACCAGGUGUUGGGGCAGCAACUGGAUGGUGCCAAAGGGACACCCCCGGGGGCUUUCAGUCUGUAGCACCCCAGAAGAUGCCACUUCACACAUGGGAGCAGGGUCUUAGACCCGGAGAACAGAUGUUGCAUGAGAGAGGUGUUAAGGAGGCCACGCACUGUGGAGGAAAGAAAGGAAGACGUGAAUGCUCACAUGAACACACAAUCCUUUCCUUCCCCCUUAUUUAAGCAUGUUUCUCCCCACCUAGCCUUCUCACAGCUAUCAGAAACUAAAAUAAAAAGAUAGGAAGCAAGGAGCAAUAUGCAGCCAAAAUGUUGAGGCUGACAAUACCUGUACAUCCCAUUAGUUAAACGAUUUUUGCAGAAGAGCAUGCUGCUUAACAUUUAUCUUGUUUUUCUGCACCUACAGAUUUUUUUUUUACAGAAUAGUGAGCGUGGUCAGUCUCAAAUAUCAUCUGAAAUAGGAUAAGCAGAAAGGAACUGGGCAUGCUUACAUCACUGAUAGUGUACACUGUCUCAAAUAUACAUAGCAUCGAACAAUGCAAUAAAAAUAAACAAUGCAGCAUUGUGUUGGUUGCAACUCAGACUAACAAAAUAUUGCCACGUUUUUUCUUACAAAGCUGGCUGUGUGGUGGUGGCUGGAAAGACUCCUAAAGCACAUAAAGCUCUUAUCUUCCUACAUUUCCCCAAAGAAUAAUAGAUCAGUCGGUGCUCUGAUGCUGUUUUAAUAAUGUACAAUUUACAAUUCAUUUGGUUACCAAGCACUCACAGUAUAAUUAAUUUCACAGACCCUUUCUUGCACAUUCACGCAGUUUAUGACAAUACAGAGGGGAGGCGGGAAAACCAUGUUCCCUUGUGUCCUAUGGCAGAGCCUGUGCAGUGCGUCACCUAGCAGCCCAGGGGACAGCCAUGCCACUGGGUGGCUGCUAGGACUCACUGUUCUCCUUCCUCCAUCCCCUCUCCCACUGCCCUCCCCUUUCCUUUUGCACGGACACCCCUAUGUGGGCAUUGCCCUGGGGGGAACCCUGCAGCGCCCAGUGCCAUCAUGCUGGGGCAGCCCUAUCCACCCAUCAAACUUUGCACCAUUUGUUCACUGGACUGAGACACGGGGAUGGGAGAGCACGUGUUGUUGGGGCGUUUAUUUCCAUGGUCUUGUUAUUUUUCCCUUUGUGGGGAAUCAGCACAGUUGCCUGAGAGACUUAAAUAAUGGACUCUCUGCAGUGAAUGUUGCUGCUGCUCUGUGAUGUCUUGCACAUCAAAGCAAUUUCUCAAAUCUAUGUUUACCACUUUGAUAAAGACAACACUGCGAGGAAUUCGGAAGCUGCGGCAGGCCUGCCAGUCUGUGCAGCACCUAGAGCUGUGAGACGGCGGUGUAUGAACAGCAAGCCACACCACCACUGAGCUUGCUGCCAUCAUCAAAUAAACACGUUUGGCCUUUCUUUCCUGA